Molecule: messenger RNA, 876 nt
Organism: Microthlaspi erraticum
Lineage: Eukaryota; Viridiplantae; Streptophyta; Magnoliopsida; Brassicales; Brassicaceae
Source: the annotation of a GenBank genome assembly
AUGCCUGGAGGAUCCCUUAAGUUUGAGAUUCCGCGAUUCGACGAGAAGGGAAAUUUUGGUCUUUGGUGGAAGAUCUUACUACGUGUAAGGAGAUCUGGGAGAAACUGGAGAAUCUAUAUAUGUCAGUCAUUGUCUAGCAAGUUGUAUCUGAAGCAGCGUUUGUACGGGAUGAAGAUGUCAGAAGGAUCCGAUCUGAUGCAGCAUGUACAUGCGUUCAAUCAAAUCGUGGGGGACCUGGCUCGUGUGGGGGAGACAAUAUCCUUGGAGACGGUGGCGGUUUCGCUCCAAUCUCAUUAUGAGCGAAGACAGAAGACGGGAGCAGAUGGUUCUCAUGGUGAUGGAUUGUAUGCCAACAAUCAGGACAAGGGUAGGCAUAUGAACAAGCAAGAUGGAAGUAGAACCAGCAGGUCAAAGUCUAAGAACCGGGCUAAGACUACUUAUUAUCUUUGUGAUGUUAAAGGUCACUACAAGCGUGAUUGUCCAAACAAGGGCAAGAACAAAGAAGGAAAGUCUGCGAAUGUUGCGCAGCGGGAUUCUGAUUCAGGGAAUAGCAAUCAAUAUGCUGUCAUGUUAGGUCAUCUUGCGGAUUCUUGGGUGAUGGAUACAUGUGCAUCGUUUCAUAUGACUUCUAACCGGGAGUGGUUCGAGACGUACAAGGAGGGAAAUAUGGGAGCAGUUCAGUUGGUGGAUGACAGAGUCUGUAGCAUUGUUGGUAGUAAUUCUAUCAAGUUCCGGAUGCAUGACGGGGUCAUCAGGACACUUGCUGAUGUUAGACAUGUUCCUGCUGUCAAGAAGAAUCUGAUAUCUUUGGGUACUCUUCACAGAAACGGAUUUAGGUAUCAUGCAGUUGAAGGAGAAGACGUUCUGAAGGUGUGA